AUGUCGAAGGAAGACGCCACCGAGUCCGACCCCUCCUCAAGGGAGUCAUCGGAGGCAUCAGAAGCCCGAUCAACGGCAAGACGGUCUAGCUCGGCCAAGAAGACGUCGAAGACGUCGAAACCGCGCCUCACAGCAAGCCAGAAGAGUUUCAACCAUAAGGAUGCCGAAAACAAACGAAGAACAGCGAUCAGAGAACGCUUCACCGAGCUCUCACGUAUGGUGCCAGGGGCUCUAGGCCAGGAACGGAGUGAGCAAGUCAUGUUAGCGAAGACGACGGAUUUCCUCCGGGAAAUGCUCCUGGAACAACGGCGGCUUGAGGCGAUCGCCGAUGAGCAGGGAAUCCAGAUUGACGAUGAGGGAAGGCUGAAGGACAUUGACCUUGGGGGAACGGAGUGGAAGGCGACCAAUAUGGAGCAAUAUGAAGCCAGUAAGCAGAAAAGAGUCUCUGGAGUCGGGCCAAGUGGCAGCAAAGAGGAAGACCACGACUAG
Messenger RNA from Capronia coronata CBS 617.96, 489 nucleotides. RefSeq lists its product as uncharacterized. Gene Ontology annotation, biological process: regulation of transcription by RNA polymerase II. Gene Ontology annotation, molecular function: DNA-binding transcription factor activity, RNA polymerase II-specific; protein dimerization activity; RNA polymerase II cis-regulatory region sequence-specific DNA binding. The transcript has a single exon. Lineage: Eukaryota; Fungi; Ascomycota; Eurotiomycetes; Chaetothyriales; Herpotrichiellaceae. The record is from RefSeq and is a predicted model, not a curated record. The coding region runs from base 1 to 489 and encodes 162 amino acids.